CGUCCCCGAGUCGGGCAGAGCGACCGGCCGCCUGCCUGCUGGACCCGCUUCACCUCGUGCUCCUCGUUCUCCUGGGCAUGGAGCUCAGAGGCCUGCUGAACUCCCAGCAUGCAACAGCAGAUGGAGGACGUCCACCUGUGUUCCACCUGAGCUGCAGAGGAAGCAGUUUUCUCCCGACUUCUCCUUCCUCACAGAAGUGAUCCCUCUUUUCUCUGAUAUUGAUCUUGUUGUGUUGGAGUUUGUCUUCUUCUGGACGGCCUCAGGACGCUUCCUCCUCCUCCUCCUCCUCUUCUUCUUUCACUCGCUCAGCUGUCACUCCGUCUGUCACUGUCAGGAUAUCCCCUUCCCUCUUUCUAGGGUUUCAUAAUGCGCCGGGAUCGCAGCGAGCGCUGACUCUCAUUCACAGCGCCGGCUGAAUUUCAUCCUGUUGCUCGCCGGAGGAUAUUGACGGGCGAUGAAUGGGACUCGGGCCUGACUGGACGUCUCGGGGGUCGUGGAGAUGAUGGAAGGUCACGGGCCGCACAGAACUUAACCUCAAACACCCAGAUAAGAGGAGGCUGGUGUUCCACUGCAGUCACACAGGGGGGGUCUGAGUCCAGGGUGUUUUUUGGGGUUUUCAUUGGACUGUGUGAUCAUGGGGAACGCUGCAGGCAGCAUCGAGGUCUCGCAGGGCAAGGAGGGCAACACGGUGAACCCGAAACCAGCGGCAGGGGCAAAGCUGCCCAUGCCCCCCGAGGACGAGCUGGAGGAGCGCUUCAGUGCAGUGCUGAACACGAUGAACCUCCCCCCGGACAAGGUGAAGAUCCUCAGCCAGUACGACAACGAGAAGAAGUGGGACCUCAUCUGUGACCAGGAGCGUUUUCAAGUGAAGAAUCCACCUUCUGCUUAUCUGGAGAAGCUGAGAUGUCAUCUGGACCACGGCGGAGUCAGCAGGAAGUUUAAGAGACGAGUGCAGGAGUCCACCCAGGUCCUCAGAGAGCUGGAGAUUUCCCUCAGAACCAACCACAUCGGAUGGGCUCAGGAGUUCCUGAACGAGGAGAACCAGGGUCUGGACGUUCUCGUGGACUACCUCUCCGUGGCCCACAGCGCCGUCACGUUUGACGCGGAAGCGCUGGACAACGGCUCGCUGCCCGCCGACCGAGGCAAAACCGUGGACAAGUCCGUGGAAGAUCUGAGCAGAAGUGCCAGCAACUCCCCGACUCACGGCGCCGCCAAGGCUAGCAAGGCCUUCACAGUCAGGAAAGUCAUGAGGAACUCUCGAGGCGUGAGCCAGAAAGACGACGUCCAUCUCUGCAUCAUGUGUCUGCGAGCCAUCAUGAACUACCAGUCGGGCUUCAACGAGGUGAUGAAACAUCCGUGCUGCGUCAACGAGAUCACACUGAGCCUGAACAACAGAAACCCCAGGACCAAAGCUCUGGUUCUGGAGCUGCUGGCGGCCGUGUGUUUGGUCCGAGGAGGUCAUGACAUCAUCCUGUCCGCGUUCGACAACUUCAAAGAGGUGUGUGGAGAGAAGAGCCGGUUCGAGAAGCUCAUGGAGUAUUUCCGUCUUGAAGACAGCAACAUCGACUUCAUGGUGGCGUGCAUGCAGUUCAUCAACAUCGUGGUUCACUCGGUGGAGAACAUGAACUUCAGGGUCCACCUGCAGUUCGAGUUCACUCAGCACGGCCUGGACGACUACCUGGAGAGGUUAAAGUUCACGGAGAGCGACAGGCUGCUGGUGCAGAUCCAGGCCUACCUGGACAACGUGUUCGACGUGGGGGCGCUGCUGGAGGACGCCGAGACCAAGAACGCCCUGCUGGAGCACAUGGAGGAGCUGCAGGAGCACAACGCCCAGCUGAGCUCCAGGCUGCAGGAGAGCGAGCGCGACGCCGUCGACAAGGUGUCCGAGCUGGAGAAGAAGCUCAUUCAAAGCACCAAGGAGGUGGAGCUGCUGAAGGAGAGUCUCCGGGAGUCCUGCUGCCAAGCGGCGCUGCUGCAGCAGCGAGAGCGGGAGCGAGAGCUGCAGGACGAGAGGCGGAGCCAGCGAGAGCGAGACCUGGACCGCUCCCACCAGGCUCUCCGGGAGCUGGAGGUCAAGGUUCAGGCCCUGGUGGAGCGCGGCCUGGUCCGGCUGGAGCGCUCGCCCUCGGGUCACCUGGACGUCCAGCUGGUGCCACAGAGAGCUGAAGACGAACCUGAUUCAGGUCACGACCCCGAAGCUGCUCCCACCUCCUCGGAGUCCGAGACGUUACAAGCUCCUCCACCUGCAGCUGUAGCUCCUCCCCCUCCCCCUCCUCCUCCUCCUCCUCCUCCAGCUGUAGCUCCUCCUCCACCGCCUCCACCGCCAGCAGCUCCACCUCCUCUUCUACCUCCAGGUUGUAAGAAGAAGAAGCCGAUUCAGACCAAAUACCGCAUGCCGCUCUUCAACUGGCAGGCGCUGAAGUCCAGCCAGGUGGCGGGAACCAUCUUCAACGAGCUGGACGACGAGCGCGUCUUAGAGGAGCUGAACAUGUCCACCUUUGAGGAGCAGUUCAAGACCAAAGCCCAGUCUGCCUCGGUCGACCCGGGCACCCUGAAGAUGAAGAUGGCUCACAAGACCCCCAGCAAAGUGUCCCUGAUGGAGCCCAACCGAGCCAAGAACCUGGCCAUCACUCUGCGCAAGGAAGGGAUGGCGGCAUCCGACAUCUGCUGCGCCAUCGAGACGUACAACCAGAGGGCUCUGAGCCUGGACUUCCUGGAGCUGCUGGAGCGCUUCAUCCCCAGCGAGUACGAAAUGAAGCUCAUCCACACCUACGAGUGCGAGGGCCGGCCCCUGGACGAGCUCAGCGAGGAGGACCGCUUCAUGGUGCGCUUCAGCAAGAUCCCGCGCCUCCAGCAGCGCAUCAGCACGCUCACCUUCAUGGGGAACUUCCCCGAGAGCGUGCAGCUGAUCCAGCCGCAACUGAACGCCAUCAUCGCAGCCUCCAUGUCAAUCAAGUCUUCCAGCAAGCUGAAGAGAAUCCUGGAGAUCAUCCUGGCGUUUGGAAACUACAUGAACAGCAGUAAGCGUGGGGCGGCGUACGGCUUCCGCCUGCAGAGCUUGGACCUGCUGCUGGACACCAAAUCCACGGACCGACGGCAGACGCUGCUGCACUUCAUCGCCGACGUCAUCGAGGAGAAAUACCCGGAGCUGCAGAGCUUCCACACCGAGCUGCACUUCCUGGACAAGGCGGCGCUGGUUUCCCUGGACAGCAUCCUGCAGGACGUCCGGGCUCUGGAGCGAGGCAUGGAGGUGACCAGGAGGGAGUUCUCGGUGGACCAAGACAACCCGGUGCUGCAGAAGUUCCUCAGCGGCAGCGCCGAGCUGCUGGACUCCGUGACGAGCGACGGGAAGACGGCGCAGGACGUGUACGACUCGGCCGUGGAGUACUUUGGAGAGAACUCCAAAACGACGCCGCCCUCCAUGUUUUUCCCAGUUUUCGUCAGGUUCAUCAAAGCCUACAAGCAAGCCGAGCAGGAAAACCAGCACCGCAGGAAGCAGCAGGUCCUGAACUGUGACGCCCCGACGACGCCCCCGAGACCAGAGGCGGCGGACAACAAGCUUCCUGUGACGCCCAAACUCCCCCAGAUGGAUCUGAUCGCCGAGCUGAAGAAGAGGCAGGUGUCUCCUCUGGUGAGGGAGGGCAAGGACGGCGCCAUCGAGGACAUCAUCACGGCUCUUAAGUCCGUGCCCUUCACGGCUCGCUCUGCCAAACGCUCCUCUCGCCUCUUCUGUGACUCCGUCUUCAGCGACGAGAUUUGAGGAAUCAGCCGUACAGACGGGCGGACGCCGGCCGCCGCAGCGCCAAGUGGAAGGCGGGGCAGCAGCUGCACGUCUCCUCGGACAUCUCCCUCUGAGAGAGCGAAACAUCCUGCAGGGCGAACGGCGCUGCAGCUUCACAAGCUCAACGCAUCACCAUGGCAACGGCGCAGGUCCACAACACAUCGCCAUGGCAACGGUGCAGCUCCACAACACAUCACCAUGGCAACGGUGCAGCUUCACAACACAUCACCAUGGCAACGGUGCAGCUUCACAACACAUCACCAUGGCAACGGUGCAGCUUGACAAGACACCGCCAUGGCAACGGCACAGCUUCACAAGCAAAACACAUCGUCAUGGCAACGCUGCAGCUUCACAACACAUUGUUAUGGCAACACUACAAAUUUACAAGCACAACACAUCGCCAUGGCAACGCUGAAGCUUGACAUCGCCAUGGCAACACUGAAGCUUCACAAGCACAACACAUCGCCGUGGCCACACUGUGAUGCCGCAUGCAUGCUCAGGUGAAAAUGCAUGCAACAACAUCACAACUGCAGUACAACCAGCUAAAACCACGAAGAGUUUGUCUCACACACACACACGCACACACGCACUGUCUACAUUAUUUGCAGAGAAAACAGAAAGUAGAAAUCUAUGGUUUGAGUGAUGAAGCUAAUUACAAGCCACUGCACACUAACGAGCGUCAACCUGAUGAAGAUGAUGAAGACGAUGACACAGAUGAAGGAGAUGUUCAGGUUCGAGGGACGGAUCAAUGAUUUUGAAGAGGAAGCCUCUGAUCAUUUACAUCGAUCUGUUUAAAUUUAAAAAGAUCUUUAAAACAACGAGCAGCUUCUCUCCUCUGCAGGACUGAAGAUUUGUAAAAUAUUUAAAGUAUUUUUAUUACUAAAGCUUAUGAAUGAUGAACUUCUACUUUGCUUCUGCAUUUCAACUAAUAAAGUAUUUUAUACUGCA
Messenger RNA from Salarias fasciatus (jewelled blenny), 4729 nucleotides. RefSeq names its product formin-like 1b (gene fmnl1b). Gene Ontology annotation, molecular function: actin filament binding; small GTPase binding. The transcript is spliced from 27 exons. Gene Ontology annotation, biological process: cell migration; cortical actin cytoskeleton organization; regulation of cell shape. Gene Ontology annotation, cellular component: cytosol. The record is from RefSeq and is a predicted model, not a curated record. NCBI's taxonomy places the organism in Eukaryota, Metazoa, Chordata, Actinopteri, Blenniiformes, Blenniidae. Bases 635 to 3760 code for a protein of 1041 amino acids.